CCAUGACACAUUUGGGAGGACAUAAUAUUCUGGCGUCUUCAUCAUCUUGAUUAGCAUUCCUUUGCUGCAAUAGACUGCUUUGACAAAUCAAGAGGUUUCAGAGGGGAGUUUUUUUUUCAGUUAGAGAUUGCAGGGUUUCCGCCCAUGAGAGCAACAGGGAGUUGUGUUAUGCUGUCGGUCACCUGAUGCUGAGAAACACAACUUUCAGACAUAUUAUUUUAUGACAGAGUGGAGGAAACAAGUGAGACUCUCACUGGAGGAAAAGGGAAGUGAGACAGUAGGCUGGUUUAUAAAGAGAAACCUCAGCCAAGGUUAUAGCCACCAGUUCAGAGAGUCAGUGUGAAAAGACAGAGACCUGCACUAAAACAGAGAGGAUGGCUGUAAAUCGGGAGGGUCUCUUCAUCUGUGUCCUGCUGUCAAUCACGGCAGCGGCCUCCUCACUGAAGACCCUGGACACCAGGAAGCAGCUGAAUGACACAGGAUUCGGCCGCCCUCCGCCCAGGCACGGCUACGUGCUCCUGGUCUGGUAUGUGCAGAACUGCGUUGACAACAACAUGGUGGCCCUCUGCGACCCCACUACUGGUGCUUAUGGGUUCCACUAUUUCGGCAACAAAGCAAAGGGUGGCUCUCUGCUUCCCGAACUGGACGAGCACGACGGAUACACCUACUACAGCCUGGGAAAUCUCAACACCCACCGCUACAAGCAGGCACAGGACCUGCCUUAUGAGGUCAGGAGAUACUAUGAUAAACAUGACCAGGUCAGCAACAUGGACAGGCUGUUGGUGAAGUAUUUCGUCAACAAGAAGCGCAUUGAGGAGAUCUAUGUCUCAGCUCACUAUGAGAGCUCGAAGACUUACCUGAUCGGAUCGUCUCUCGUCUCAGAACUCAGGAGUAAACCGUUGGACAUCAUACCAAUCUACCACAAAACAAUAGUGCACUCCAAAAAUCACAACAAUUAAACGAUGUGAUAGAUGACAUGUUUUUCUUAAGAACGUUGUUCAUAACAAUAUCAUAUUGGUUGUACAGUUAAAGUAUAUAACAGUCACAAAAGUCUGAGGGACUGUGUGUCUGAAAACACAUUUAUGCUUCACUUCAAAUUUUGAUAUGAAUGACUUAACAUCUUUAAAUGGAUGGAAUGCUUUGCUUUUAUGGGCUUGUUGAGACCCUGGCUUGGAACUGUGCUACCUAUUCUCCAUUGUUAUCUGUCAUGCUCAUUUCAAAUGGUACGCUGAUGUAUUAUAGUUUAACCGAGCCAUGACUUCCCAUUUCACUUCUGAAUAUGUGCGGAGGCGAACAGAAUUUAUGGCUUCUCGCUCAGGAGUCUAAAGCCGUCAGCCAGAGCUCUGAAGGAACAGUCUUUAAUUGACAGGUUGACUUGAUGACUGAGCUACUUGUUUAUUCAUUGAGAGAAUGCUGUCACUGGAGGUUUGCCUGGAAACGGUGAUGCAUUUCUCUUGAUCCUUGAUCCUAUCCACCUGUCAUGACUAAGUGACUAGAGGUGUUGGUGGUAGUGACUGUGGGUGGUGGUAUGCAUUAAAAAUGAGCGCUACAGCCAGUGGAUUGUUUCCUACUCUGCUGUUGUUUCCCACUAAAACUUCUGUGUGAUAUGAUGAAACCAGUUCAUUGAGCAAAUCUGUCUGUCAUGUUUUUCUUUCCACCAACUGUUCGCUGUCUUUCCAGACAUGUGUUUCCUUGAGUGUGGUCUCCCCACGUCCCUAGUGAUGCAGCAGCUGCGGGUUUCAGCGCAACAGGACAUGCGCGGUACGGAUGCAGCGGCAAAGAGGACAGUGGUUAGGGAGAAGGCCUUGUUGUUCUUUUGUUCUUAGCUCAAAAGAACAACGUGCUGAUAUCACCAGGAUGACUGGUUUUAAUGAUCAUCGGAUAGAAGGCGCUUUGGACUAAAGUGUGUUUGUGCUUAAAGCAAUAAAUGUGAAAAAGACGGAUGCCUUUUCUAUCUUUACUUGAGCAGUGAGAGGAGAGACAGGCAGUGCUAAAGAGACAGACAGGCAGCACUAAAGAGA
Messenger RNA from Clupea harengus (Atlantic herring), 2021 nucleotides. RefSeq lists its product as uncharacterized. The record is from RefSeq and is a predicted model, not a curated record. Lineage: Eukaryota; Metazoa; Chordata; Actinopteri; Clupeiformes; Clupeidae.